This is a messenger RNA of Otolemur garnettii (small-eared galago), 465 nucleotides long. RefSeq names its product stimulated by retinoic acid 6 (gene STRA6). The transcript is spliced from 5 exons. Gene Ontology annotation, molecular function: retinol transmembrane transporter activity; signaling receptor activity. Gene Ontology annotation, cellular component: plasma membrane. The record is from RefSeq and is a predicted model, not a curated record. Bases 1 to 465 code for a protein of 154 amino acids. NCBI's taxonomy places the organism in Eukaryota, Metazoa, Chordata, Mammalia, Primates, Galagidae. Gene Ontology annotation, biological process: vitamin A import into cell.
AUGUCCUCCCAGGCAGCCGGGAACCAGACCUCCUCCACAGGCGACUUCGAGGACAAUUGGUACAUCGAUGAGCCCCAGGGGGAUGAGGGGCUCCAGCCAGACGGGACAGUGCCCUCCUGUCACCCCAGUGUGCCCCCUGGCCUGCACCAUGCCUGCCUGGCCUCCCUUUCGAUCCUCGCACUGCUGCUGCUGGCCAUGCUAGUGAGGCGCCGCCAGCUCUGGCCUGACUGUGGGCGUGGCAGGCCAGGCCUGCCCAGCCCUGUGGAUUUCUUGGCUGGGGACAGGCCCCGGACAGUGCCUGUUGCCGUCUUCAUGGUCCUCUUCAGCUCCUUAUGUUUGCUGCUCCCAGAUAAGGACCCGCUGCCCUUCCUGAGCCUUGCCUUGCCACCUAGCCAAGAUGGGGACACUGAGACUCCAAGAGGUAACUUGCUCGCAGAGCUGAUACUAGUCAAAGCCUGGAUUUGA